CGGUCUCCCCAUCUCACAACCAAACUCUGGGGAGGGAAGAGGACAGCUAACUGGUGGCCAUGAUACAGCCAGUACUUCUACUCCUGCUAAUGGCAGCCAUGUCCUCACCAGUGUUUGGGACUGAGAUAUCAGUACUAGAGGGAACCUCUGUUACCCUUGUCUGCACAAACCUUGGGAAUAAAAAGCUUGAGACAUGCUGGGGCAGAUCUUGUGGAUUUUUCCAUUGUACUGAUCCCAUAAUGGAAGAUCAAUCCAAGUAUAAAAUUAACGCUCAAGUUGGAACAGCAAACCUCACCAUUUUAAAGCUACAGCCAACAGACCGUGGGAGCUAUUGCUGCAGAGUAAAUGUCCCUGGAUGGUUCAAUGAUCUUAAACAAWUCUACAGCCUGAGGGUAGUCAAAGGUUGUGUGAGGGACCUACUYSACGAAGUCSAWUUUCUGGGGAACAAUAUUGCGAAUCAGCCAUUUACAACCGAAAAUGCAAGUCAGUGCAGGCAGGAAUGCACCAAAAAUGACACAUGCCAGUACUUCACAUUUGUUGAUGAAAACACAGAAAGAAUAGUCCACAGAAACAAAUGUUUCCUGAAGGUCUCAACUGGUGAUUCGCCUGAAAUUACAAUACAGCACCUCCAACAUGCAACCUCAGGCUACUCUCUGAGAAACUGCAGUGGUAAAGUCACCUACUCAGCCAAGAAGUACAGCCUUGUCCCUGAGAAGAAAAACUGGACCGAGGCACACGAGUACUGCAGACAGCACUACACAAACCUGUCCAUCGUACGCACAGAAGAGGAUUGGAAGGCAAUUCAAUCCUCUUUGGGUAAUUUCAYUGGUGAUGUGUGGAUUGGGCUCCAUAGGUCUGAUCCAAAUGAAAAGUGGAAGUGGUCUGAUGGAGAGGACUUCAUGUUCUUUAACUGGGAAAAAGGUUUUGGUGUCCACACUGGGGAUCAUGACUGUGUCUUGUCUACUUCAUCUCACUGGCAACCAGUGGCUUGCGCAGCACCAAGACAGUAUAUGUGUCAACAAGUUCGUCAUGGUAAUGGAACAACAGAGAAGGAGUAUGAGCUGAUGCCUGGGCCAAAGAUGCAGCAGGAUGCUGUGACAGACUGCAGAACAAUAAAAGGCAGAGAACUGGCUAGUAUCUGUAACCAGAAAGAACAGGAAUCCUUUGAUGAGUUGACUACAGAGGACACCUGGAUUGGACUUAAGCACAACAAUACACUAUGGGAAUGGUCAAAUAGAGAACCAUUUCAGCAAUGGGAACCUACCUGGAGAGGUGGAAACUGUCAACAGCUGAACUCAGACAGAAAAUGGACUCCAAAAGAUUGCUCUAAUCAAUGUGCUUUCAUUUGCUAUGGAGAUGAACGUCCACUUAACACCACUGGGGAUUUGACCAUUCCCGUUACCCCUGAAACCAUCAGCCCUACUUCAACUGGACCUCCCUCUAUCAAGACGUCCACCACAACACCUACCACUUUGCUACCUACUACUACUAAUGGACAGUCCACCACCACACCAACUACCACUACCAAUGGACAGUCCACCACCACACAAACUACAUCUACCAAUGGACAGUCCACCACCACACCACCUACCACUACCAAUGGACCGUCCACCACAUCACCACCUACCACUACCAUUGGACAGUCAACCACACCCCCAACCUCAACUUCCAGUGGACAACUGACCUCAUUAGGUCCCACCUCCCCAGACAGGAAGCCCACAUCCUCCCCCAGUAUUACAACUUCUCCACUCCAUCCUGACUACCUGCACUACCUCAACGAGUCCAAGAGCUGGAUCAAUGCCCUGAAGUUCUGUAAAAGUCGUCACUCCGACCUGGUGCACAUCACCAACCAGACCGUGCAGGCUGACUUGAUCCAGCUCCUGGCCAAUGUGGAGCUGCCAUGUGGGGGGGUGUGGAUUGGUCUGGAGCGGUCCAUCUUUGAGUGGAGCGCCCCCUGGCUGUGGACCAGUGGUGAUGUUAAUAAGGUGGUGAAGUACAGAGAGUGGCACAGCUGCUUCCCCCUCAACCCCAUCAAUUACCACUGUGGUAAGAUGGUCCGGGUUGGUAACGGAGAACUGAAGUGGCUGGAUGCUUCCUGUCAUCAGGAAUUAACCUUCAUCUGUCAAGAUCUCCACUAGAAGGCUCUCCAUGUCAUUAUGGACAGUCUGCAGACAGACACCACACUGAUCUGCCAGAGAGACUACCACCCACCUGGUCUGGAAGGAACCUGCAUUUCAAUUCAUUAUAUUACACUACUAUUAUUAAUAUUAUUACUACUUUUACAUAUUAUUAUAAUCUCUAUUACAUGAUAUUACUUAAUGAUACUCUACUUACAUAUACGGACUCAUUGUUAUUUGACCUAUAAUUUACUGUAAUAGUUUGAUUGUUUAAAAAUAGAGUAAAGAAAGGUAAAGUAAAAGUUAUUAACUGAAAAUGUAUUAUUUAACUCCUGUGUGAUCUGUACUGUUUGAGAACGCGAUUUAGUUAGAAUGUAAAUGUUAUUUUGUACUUUCUGCAUAAACAUCCAUUUAGCAUUUGAUCAGUGUGGAAUUUCAUUCUUCAUAGAAAGUGCAUUGAGUGAUGAAUCAAAAGCAAUUAAAAUGGUCAUAAUGUAACCUUA
This is a messenger RNA of Salvelinus sp. IW2-2015, 2620 nucleotides long. RefSeq names its product macrophage mannose receptor 1-like. Gene Ontology annotation, cellular component: extracellular region. Gene Ontology annotation, molecular function: protein binding. The record is from RefSeq and is a predicted model, not a curated record. NCBI's taxonomy places the organism in Eukaryota, Metazoa, Chordata, Actinopteri, Salmoniformes, Salmonidae. Gene Ontology annotation, biological process: proteolysis.